AUGCUCGCGCGCUCGGCUCUCUUUGUGCACUCGGCUGAGCUAGCCGCCAAUGCCGCUCGUGCCGCUUCAGGCGCCGCCGCUGCUCAGCCAAAGAAGACCGGAAACCGCAUCAAGACCUUCGAAAUCUACCGCUUCAAUCCAGAAGCGCCAGGAGCCAAGCCGACUAUUCAGAAAUUCGACGUCGACCUCGAUCAAUGCGGAACGAUGAUCCUCGACGCCCUAAUCAAGAUCAAGAACGAGGUGGACCCAACGCUGACGUUCCGUCGUAGUUGCCGUGAAGGAAUCUGCGGAUCGUGCGCCAUGAACAUUGGCGGUGAGAAUACCCUCGCGUGCAUCUGCAAAAUCGACGCGGACACCUCGAAAAGCACCAAGAUCUAUCCGCUUCCCCAUAUGUUCGUUGUCAAGGACCUGGUCCCCGACAUGAACCUGUUCUACGCUCAAUACGCCUCCAUUCAGCCAUGGAUUCAAAAGAAGACUCCUCUGACUCUUGGCGAGAAGCAAAUGCACCAAAGUGUCGCCGAACGUGACCGUUUGGACGGCCUCUACGAGUGCAUCCUGUGCGCGUGCUGCUCCACCUCUUGCCCAUCCUACUGGUGGAACGCCGACAAGUACCUCGGACCCGCCGUCCUCAUGCAGGCCUACCGUUGGGUCAUCGACUCGAGAGACGACUAUGCACAGGAACGUCUUCACCGCAUGCACGACUCGUUCUCGGCGUUCAAGUGUCAUACCAUCAUGAAUUGCACCAAGACUUGUCCAAAACAUCUGAAUCCAGCCAAGGCCAUUGGAGAGAUCAAAUCGCUGCUCACCGGAUUCAAGUCGAAGCCAGCCGCCGAGCCAUCCGCAUUCUAG
This is a messenger RNA of Caenorhabditis briggsae, 849 nucleotides long. It is a transcript of the gene Cbr-sdhb-1, whose product is annotated as Protein CBR-SDHB-1. NCBI's taxonomy places the organism in Eukaryota, Metazoa, Nematoda, Chromadorea, Rhabditida, Rhabditidae. Bases 1 to 849 code for a protein of 282 amino acids. The transcript is spliced from 6 exons. The record is from RefSeq and is a predicted model, not a curated record. Gene Ontology annotation, cellular component: mitochondrial membrane. Gene Ontology annotation, biological process: aerobic respiration; tricarboxylic acid cycle; respiratory electron transport chain. Gene Ontology annotation, molecular function: electron transfer activity; 2 iron, 2 sulfur cluster binding.